Eimeria maxima is the source of this 1656-nucleotide messenger RNA. Its product is annotated as phosphoglycerate kinase, putative. Bases 1 to 1656 code for a protein of 551 amino acids. Gene Ontology annotation, cellular component: cytosol. NCBI's taxonomy places the organism in Eukaryota, Apicomplexa, Conoidasida, Eucoccidiorida, Eimeriidae. The record is from RefSeq and is a predicted model, not a curated record. The transcript has 8 exons. Gene Ontology annotation, biological process: glycolytic process; gluconeogenesis. Gene Ontology annotation, molecular function: ATP binding; phosphoglycerate kinase activity; ADP binding.
AUGCUUAUGGUGCGGCUGUGGUUCUUGGCCGUCCCAGCUUGCCUAUGCGGCGGUCUAACGGGAGCGGCUGGCUUUCGUUUCCAGCCUCCCCAAGGCCUUCUCCCCUCCCCAGACGGUGUGCAGCAGCAGCAGCAGCAGCCGCUGCAGCAGUUGCAGCAGGGGCAGCGGCACGUAUCUCCCAGCGCACUGAGUGUGCAUGGAGCAGCAGCAACAACAAAAACAGCAGCAGCAGCAGCAGCAGCAGCAGGAGCAGCAGCAGCAAAUGAUGAGCUACCCGCAAGCAUAUUAGAUGUUCCUCCUAGUUUCUUUAAAGGGAAGAAAGUGUUAGUGCGUGGGGACCUCAAUGUAGCUGUAAUAGAAAACACCAGCAGCAGCAGCAGCAGCAGCAGCAGCAGCAGCAGCGAGGAUUUUUAUAAGAUAACAGAUGACACACGCAUGCGGGCAUUAGAGCCAACAUUAAGAUAUCUAUUAGAUGCAGGAGCAAGUGUGCUGCUGCUGUCGCACUUUAAGGACCCUAAGCUGCCGCAGCAGCAGCAGCAGCAGCAGCAGCAGCAGGAGCUGCAGCGUUACUCUCUUAAAUUCCUGCAGCAGCCGCUGCAGCAAAUGCUGCGGGUACCUGUUCAUUUUGCUCCUAGCUGUAUAGGAAAAGAAACAGAAGAAAUGGUGGCUAAUCUUAAGGAAGGAGAAGUACUUCUUCUUGAAAAUGUACGAUUACAUCCUGGGGAGAAAACGAAUGACGCUGCCCUUGGCGAGGGUUUAGCAUCAUUAGCUAGGGUUUACGUUAAUGAUGCCUUUGGGGCUAUUCAUCGCAUGCAUGCAUCCAUGGAGGCAACACCUAAGGCAGCAAAACAACAAAAUAAAUUCGCUCUUGCUGGUCUUCUUCUUCUUAAGGAACUUCAAGCUAUACACGUUUCCGAUGUUCAUGUCGAUUUUAGGUCGGCGGUUUCCUCUCCUGCUCGUCCGGUCUGUUGGGUAGUUGGCGGCUCGAAGGUUUCCUCUAAGGCAGGACUAUUAAGAAGAUUAAUUUAUUUAUCUAAAAAAGAAGAUAGAGUAUUAAUUGGUGGCUGUAUGGCAUUAACUUUCUUAAAGGCAAGAGGUGCACAGCUUGGUGCCUCUAUUGUUGAGGAUUCACAACUAGAUACUUGCAAGGAAAUAGAGGGUUUAGCAUCUGCUCGUGGUGUUCGUUUGUUGUUACCAGUAGAUUUCUUAUUAGGGGAAGAAGUAAGCCCUAAUGCUGCAUGCGUUGCUGCAGCAGCAGCAGCAGAUAAUAUUCCUUCGCAUCUUUAUGCAUUAGAUCAUGGGCAACAAACCAAUAAAUUAUACAAAGAAGAAAUCUUAAAAUGCAAAACUAUUGUCUGGAACGGUCCAAUGGGUUAUGCAGAGAAUCCUGCAUUUAGGGAGGGUACAGCAUCUGUAGCAUUAGCAGCAGCAGCAGCAACAGCAGCAGGAGCAACAAGUAUAGUAGGUGGUGGUGAUUCUCUUGCUGCAGUUAAGUUGCUGCAGCAGCAAAACCCUAAUUUAUUACUAACACAUUUAUCUACAGGAGGGGGAGCAACCCUUAAAUUAUUAGAGGGGGCCCCUAUGCCUUCCUUGGGGGCCCUAACUACGCAGCAGGAGUUGCUGCAGCACCAGCUAGCUGGGACCUUAAAUAACUAG